Molecule: messenger RNA, 4671 nt
Organism: Peronospora farinosa
Lineage: Eukaryota; Oomycota; Peronosporomycetes; Peronosporales; Peronosporaceae
Source: the annotation of a GenBank genome assembly
AUGAGCAGCCAUUUACAGCAGCAACAAGCAGCAGUGCAAGGCCCACGCACGACAAUGCAGCGACAGCGUCGACGGCGUGUAGAUAUCAAGCCUUCGUCACACAAGGUGACGUUAGAUCAAGGCAUUAUGCUGUUUGAUCCGAGUGAUCUGAUGCCUAGCGUUGGAUUGAAGCCAGCAUUGAAAGUGGAGCUGCAGGAGGAUAACCAGGACGUCGAUACGAAGAAAGAAGAAGAAGAAGAUGAAGAAGAUGAUGAUGAUGAGGGACAGGAGAAUCAAGAGCAGGAUCUUAUUAUAGACUCGGAUUCUCCAGCUGCAAAGCAGGCAAGACUACGUGCGCAUGUAAUUGAGGAGAUCUGUGAGACCGAAAAGAGCUACGUGAGUGAUAUCCGUGCACUGAAUGAUCAUUACAUUGUGGCACUGGAAGAAAAGAGUCAUCCAAUCAUGGAGGACGCGCAGAUUGCUGUGUUCUUUAAUAACUUGAGGCAUCUUGUUAUGCUGAAUUCCAAACUGCUUACUGAUUUACAGAUGAUUAUGGAUCGUCCACCUGUAUCUACAUCUAAGAAAAAACACAUUGAGAAAGUGGCUGCUAAUGGUAAACGUAUGAAAAGCGUCAAAAGUCCAGCUGCAGUAGCAGUGCAAUGCGAAGCGGAAGGAGUUGGUGCUGUUUUUUGUCGAUAUGCACCACUGUUUAAGCUCUAUGGAGGGUACGCCAAGGACUACGAAGAGGUGGCAGCUCUACUGCAGAAUUUUGGACGCGACGCUCGUUUGGGUUUCUCAACCUUCUUAGAAACCUGUCGAGCAAAAAGUGGCUCAUUGAAGCCGUUUGAGAGCCUGCUGAUUAUGCCGAUUCAACGUAUCCCACGUUACAAGUUGCUUUUAGAGCGCCUGUGCGAGCUUACGCCACCUGAACACCCCGAUGCAGCUUUUCUUACGGAGGCAGUAAAUCGAAUACGCAGUGCAGCAUCACUUAUCAACGAGACUGUGCGCCGCCAGGAAAACCUAGAAAUUGUGCUCCAGGCUCAACAGAAAUUCUCAGGCCAGCUCUCACUGUUCACAGCAGACAGAAGAUUAUUGAAGUCGGGUAAACUAACCAAGAUGUCUACGAAGCGACAGGAAGACGUCAUGAUGCAUCUUUUCAACGAUAUUCUGCUGUAUAGUGGUGUUCUAAUUACCGGCGGCUACCGUAUCCGACGAAUUGUUCACUUGCAUUCUAAGGCUGUUGGCGUCAAGACAGAACUACCCGCAUCGGUUCAAGCACUUUUUAACCAGCAGUCAAGACGUCGCGCCGGCAAAGACUGCGGCUUCGUCGUUACUAGUCGAGAGAAGACUUUUGUCUUGUUUACAGAAACCCCCGAGAUGCAGCGUGAGUGGGUCGAAGCCAUUUCAUGUGCUGUGACAGAAGCCCAGAAGCGAAAACAGCCUAUAGAUGGCGAAGAUGGUGACCGCGACGGUAAUAAUCCUGAGACGUGUGAGGGACCUGCUGACGCCGCAGCUUUAUGGGUUCCUGAUGAUGUUGCUGGGUCGUGCAAUAUCUGCAAUGCAUCUUUCCGUGCAUACUAUCGAAGGAGGCAUCACUGUCGCCGGUGUGGAACCGUGGUAUGCGACGCCUGCUCUACAGGACGUGCACCGCUAUUCGUUGGUGAAUCGUCACGAACUGAACGUGUCUGUAGUCCUUGCUUUAAGGUCCUUGACCUAGUGCGUCAAAUUGCAUUGCACUGGUUAUCACGGGUCGUAGAAUUUCGCGGUGUGCUACGCCGUCGACGAUUUAAGAAGUGGACUGAGCACUAUUACGAGCUUCGCGCAGGUGUGCUCAAGCAGUUUUCGCUAGAAACAGCACUAACAGGUGCUACGCCAGGCGACCAGAACAGUAACCCUCCGGGGUUAAACAGCUCUGGAAAUGGAGGACCGGCGGUUACUGUAAGCCCAACAAACAGUAAAACAUUUCGGUGCUGCACGGACGAGCUUUCUCUCGCGGGUGCCAUUGUGAUCCAUCGAUCAGACAGUCGGGUACACAAAAAUCGUUUCUGCUUUCAAAUAUCAACUGCCGAGUACGAUGAGACGCAGUCCAAGGUCAAAGUGGACACCAGCGGGCAGCACAAAGCAAGCCCAAGGCGUUUCAACCAAGCCUCAAUGUGGUCUAUGAACAAAGUUUCUCCAUUCAAACAAGCUGUCAACCUCUUUGGUCGUCGGCGAGAGUCUGUGAUUCCACUUAUAAGGCCUGAUUCGUCCAGCGAAAUGCCUGCCUCGAUGGUUUUGCCCUCACCGGUUCAUCCUGCACCAUCCUCAUCGCCAACUUCGUUUUCUUCCUCAGCGAACGCUACAUUACAUGAGAACGAGUGGAUUUUGUGUGCUACGACCAUCCAAGAAGAGGUGGCAUGGCGCGUUGCAGUUCAGAGCUCAGCGGACAAAGCAUUGCAUCGCAUGCGACGUUCUCGCGUCACAAACUUUCCAGUUUCACUUACACAGAGCGGCAUCUUAAGCUUGAAUAUCAGUGUACCUCAAAGUACUAUUCGGGCCUCGAUGUCGAUGAUUUCGAACUCCAGUUUUAUCGGCUCAGUCGAAAGGCGACGGUUGUCGUCCCUUGAUCGUUGCCCUACCACGGACGCCGAGCUGUCGAUGGAGCUUGCUCAUGCUGCAGGAGAGGACCGUGACGCAUAUUUGCUUGAGCGCCGCCGCCGCCACAUUCUAAAAGAGAUUAUUCGCUCCGAGAAAAGCUACGUCCAAUGCUUGAGUGAGUGUAUUCGUUUGUUUGUUCAGCCUCUGCUGCUCCGGCAACUUGAAGGCCGGAAAAUGCAUCGACGUCGCCAAAACAAACGCAGGGGAUCCCUCCGCCCCGUGCUUGGGGGUCCCUUGACUGCUUCUGCUCGAGUUACUGCAGACCACCGUCGACCAGCGAGUAGCAGCAACGUUGGCGCUAGUCUCAAGCGAAGCAGUGGCAGCAGCAACAGCUUGCACUUAGUGCUGAAUGCUUCUUACAGUGUAGCAGCAGCAGCGUCGUCGUCGUUAUCGACGACUUCAGCCCCAACACCCACGAUACUGGUCAUGGACGCUGAUCUGUCUAUCUUUUUCAGCAGUGUAGAUCAAAUCUAUACGCUAAACCAGCAACUUCUCGACCAUUUGUCUCGCCACCUCGAAGAAACCAGCACAACGUCACUACUUGUAUCUCAAAAUGAAAGUGGCCACGAUAAGCGACGGGAAGCUAAAGCACGUGAUUUUUCUGGAGUACGGGUGCAUCGGGCCGGAGCCAUCUUUCACGCGUACGCUCCUUUAAUGCAACUGUACACCUCGUAUGCAAGUCGUCACAGCGCGGCACUAGCUGCUUUGGACUCGCCCCAAUUUGCUGGAUUUCUACGUGAGUUGCCACCCGAGGCAGACGUAAACCGUUUGAGGCGCUACCUAAACAUGCCCAUGGAGCGGAUUCCGCGUUACAAAAUGCUUCUUCAAGAGCUUUUAGGGUCUACGCCACCCGAGCACGUAGAUUUUGUACCGCUGCAGUCAGCAAUACUAAGUGUGGAUCGAGUGGCGAACAAGAUCGAGGAGAUCAGCGAGAUACGUGAGAACGCGCGUACUCUCGCGACUGUGAGCGAAAAGGUAGGUAUCGAUCUCUCUGGCCGACACUUUAUUCGAGACGGAAUGCUGCGCAAAGUGUGUCGCAGUAAGGUGCAAAUGUACUACUUCGUGCUGCUGGAAGACGCUAUGGUGUAUGGGCGCCAAGGUGGUCUUCAUAAGAAGUUCCACUUGCUUGAUCUUUGGGAGUGCAAGGUAGCAGAUGAUACGGAGACCAUGCCAGGUGCCAUUACGACUGCCACGAACUCAAACAACGCCUUCUGCUUCUAUUCCCCUCUAAAGUCUUUUAUCUUGCUGACACAGUCAGAAAAAGACAAAGUCGAAUGGACAACUGACAUUCUGAAGUGCAUUGACCGAAAUCUCAGUGGUAAGACUCAUCCACGUCGCACUAGCCUUCGUUCGGAGCUACUAACGGACAAUGACGACGAUUCCUCUAGUGGCUACGAGCUGGAAGGAGGCUUUGCCAUCAAAAACGGAUGGCUAAACGUCUCUGGUGGCGCUGUGAUGAAUGGUUCUGGUGAUAGCAGCACGACUGCUUCCAGCCCAAGUAUGAGCAGCAAUGUUGGCAAAAAAUCUCGAAGGUUGUGGAUCACGCUGACACUGCAAACUAUCUCAUUGGGCUCCACGUUUAAGAUCACGCAACCUGAGGAAACAAUUCCCAUCGAAUUGUGCGAGGUGGCCCCUCUCACGAAUAAAACGUGCUUUCAUCUACAGUAUCUAACUGACACGACGAUGCGUGUGCAGACGACGUACAUAUUCGAGGCGCUGUCGUUGGGAGAGAGAGAUGAAUGGGUGCGAGCGUUGAGGCAUUGUAUAUCAGGGGGUGACGAGCUGGCUUUACGUCGUCGUAGUCUCAAGACGGCGACACUGGCUCCGAUCUUUAUGUUUGAUAAGGUUUCAAACGUUUGUACCAACUGCACGCACACUUUUGCAGUGUAUCGUCCACGUCACCAUUGUAGAUUAUGCGGGUCGCUCGUUUGUGGUAAUUGCUCGAAACGGCGGUGGACGCUAUCGUACAGCUUAAGUAAAAAGGCAUCGCGUGUCUGUGAUAGCUGCGCCGUGUCAGCCAUGAGCAUUUCGCGGACGUAUCCUGCUGAAGUGUGA